Messenger RNA from Eutrema salsugineum, 3280 nucleotides. RefSeq names its product ABC transporter A family member 2. The record is from RefSeq and is a predicted model, not a curated record. Gene Ontology annotation, molecular function: ABC-type transporter activity; ATP hydrolysis activity; ATP binding. Gene Ontology annotation, cellular component: intracellular membrane-bounded organelle; membrane. Lineage: Eukaryota; Viridiplantae; Streptophyta; Magnoliopsida; Brassicales; Brassicaceae. Gene Ontology annotation, biological process: lipid transport; transmembrane transport.
CAGUAGAAAAAAAAUUCGAAAAAGAGGGGCCCAGAGAGAGAGGAGAGAGAAGAGAAACGGCGGCGAUGACGUUGCAGAGAGGUUUGCCUCUUCUCUGGCAGCAGUACACGGCGCUCUUCUGGAAAAACCUUCUUCUUUCAUGGCGGAGCAAGCGAGCCACGUUCCUUCAGCUAUUCGCUUCCUUCUUCUUCAUCCUCCUCAUCUUCUGUAUCCAGGAGGCUAUGGAGAAGAGCUUCGCUUCCUCCACGGCUCUCAAGACUGUUACCGAUCCCACGGCUCUCGUCUCGCCGCCGAUUCCUCCUUGUGAGGAUAAGUUCUUCGUGAAUCUUCCCUGUUUCGACUUCGUCUGGAGCGGAAAUCGUAGCCCGCGGGCGAGAGACAUUGUUGACGCGAUUAGGGCGAAUAAUCCGGGGAGACCGAUUCCGGAGGAGAAGGUUCGACCAUUCGGGACUCCUGAUGAGGUAGAUGCGUGGCUUAUGGCGAAUCCCUUGCAAACUCCAGGAGCCUUGCACUUUAUGGAGAGAAAUGCUACAGUUAUUAGCUAUGGUAUUCAAACAAAUUCAACUCCAGAGAUGAAUCGAGGGAGGUUUGAAGAUCCCACGUUUAAGUUCCAGAUACCGCUUCAAAUAGCCGCUGAGCGUGAAAUCGCAAGAUCAUUAAUAGGAGAUCCAAAGUUUAACUGGGUUGUCGGAUUUAAGGAAUUUCCGCACCCGACUAUCGAAGCUGUUGUUGCAUUGGACACGAUAGGUCCGACUUUCUUCCUUGCUGUCGCCAUGUUUGGUUUUGUUCUUCAAAUCAGUUCUUUGAUCACUGAGAAAGAGCUUAAACUUCGCCAGGCAAUGACGAUGAUGGGCGUUUUUGACACUGCUUAUUGGUUGUCAUGGCUUACAUGGGAAGGGAUUCUUACUGCUCUCUCGGCGCUCUUGAUAGUUCUCUUUGGAAUGAUGUUCCAGUUCGACUUUUUCUUGAAGAACAGUUUCCCUGUUGUAUUCUUACUUUUCAUGCUUUUCCAGUUUAAUAUGAUUGGACUAGCAUUCAUGCUAUCAGCUUUUAUCAGCAAGUCAUCUUCUGCAACAACUGUCGGCUUCUUUGUGUUUCUGGUUGGAUUUGUAACACAGCUUGCAACAUCGAGUGGGUUUCCCUAUGCCAAGAAUUUUUCUCGCACGAUCAGGGCGCUCUGGUCACUGUUCCCACCCAAUACCUUUUCUCAGGGCCUAAAGCUGCUUGCUGAUGCAACUUCAACUCCUCAAGAUCCUGGAAUUAGUUGGAGUAAGAGAGCAGAAUGUGGACCCAACGAUGACACUGAUUGUGUGAUAACAAUUAAUGAUAUUUACUUGUGGCUUCUUGGGACAUUCUUCUUGUGGUUUGUUAUGGCUCUCUACUUUGACAAUAUUGUUCCAAAUGCGUCCGGUGUAAGAAAAUCUAUCUUUUACUUCCUAAAACCUGGUUACUGGACCGGUAAAGGUGGCAACCGAGUGGAAGAAGGUGGAAUUUGUAGCUGUACUGGUUCAGUCCCUCCUGUGGAUCAUAUCACCCCAGAUGACGAGGAUGUCCUUGAAGAAGAAACGUUAGUUAAACAACAUUCAAUGGACGGCGUGGUUGAUCCGAACACACCAGUUCAAAUACGUGGUCUUGCAAAGACUUAUCCUGGGACGACGAAGUUCGGAUGCUGCAAGUGCAAAAAAACUGCUCCGUAUCACGCUCUGAAGGGGUUGUGGAUGAAUAUUGCCAAAGAUCAACUAUUCUGUCUUCUUGGACCCAAUGGCGCAGGGAAAACAACUACUAUCAAUUGUUUGACAGGCAUAAACCCAGUUACCGGUGGUGAUGCACUAAUUUAUGGAAAUUCUAUAAGAAGCUCUGUUGGUAUGUCUAACAUCCGCAAAAUGAUAGGAGUUUGUCCUCAGUUUGAUAUACUUUGGGAUGCUUUGUCUGGUGAAGAACACCUCCGCCUCUUUGCUAGUAUCAAAGGGUUGCCACCUGCUUCGAUCAAUUCGAUGGUUGAGAAGUCACUGGCAGAGGUAAAACUCACAGAAGCAGGGAAAAUCAGGGCAGGAAGUUACAGUGGAGGAAUGAAACGCCGACUCAGUGUUGCAGUUUCACUCAUUGGUGAUCCCAAGCUGGUCUUCCUGGACGAACCGACUACAGGCAUGGAUCCGAUCACGAGGAGACACGUGUGGGAUAUUAUACAAGAAACCAAGAAAGGUCGCGCCAUUAUACUAACGACGCAUUCGAUGGAGGAAGCUGAUAUUUUGAGUGAUCGAAUAGGGAUAAUGGCUAAGGGUAGGCUUCGGUGCAUUGGAACCUCGAUCAGGUUGAAGUCACGGUUUGGCACAGGUUUCAUUGCUAACAUUAGCUUCGUUGAAAGCAACAACCAAGAAAACAACGGCAAUAACCACAACGGUGAAGCUGGUGCUGCAGAUUCACGCGAGCCAGUAAAGAAAUUCUUUAAAGAUCAUCUCAGUGUCAAACCAAUAGAAGAAAACAAGGCCUUCAUGACUUUUGUUAUACCGCACGACAAAGAAAAUCUUUUGACUGGCUUUUUCGCUGAGCUCCAAGAUAGAGAAACCGAAUUUGGAAUCUCAGACAUCCAACUUGGUCUCGCAACUCUUGAAGAAGUCUUCUUGAACAUAGCAAGAAAAGCUGAACUCGAAAGCGCUGCUGUAGAUGGAACAAUGGUCACUCUCGACUUAACAUCUGGCUCAUCCGUGGAGAUACCGGUAGGGGCAAGAUUUGUUGGGAUACCAGGAACCGAAACUGCAGAGAAUCCUCGGGGAAUCAUGGUGGAAGUGUAUUGGCAACAAGACGAGUCAGGAUCAUUGUGCAUCUCAGGACAUUCCUCGGAGAUGCCAGUUCCUGAAAAUGUUCCAGCGACAGAUCCGGUGGCAACAGGACAUGGCGGAGUAAGCUUGUUGGGACGGAGAGGAAGGAGACAACAAGUUCAAGGAAUUGUGAUUGAUCCUGAUUUUGUUAACAGGUUUUCUAGAAGCGGUUCUACUAGAAGCGGUUCCACUUCUUUCCGACGAUCUUCAUUGUGAAAAUGGAAAAAUCUAACACACUCACACAGAUACACAGUUCUUUAACUUACCGGUGGACUCGGCUCCUCUACAGGUUAUUUCUGGUGCUUUGUUGUAUUUUUAUACGUAAUAACAAAUCACGGACGUGUUUGUUUAAAAUUGUUUUUACGUGAUUAUGAUGUAAAUUAGACGAAAGUUUGUGAUUAAGUAACAAAUAUCCAUACUGGAAUGUUCAUUUCAUAAUAUGAUUUAAAGAUCGAUCAUCU